AUGUCCACCACCGAAGUAACGGCAGCCGUCGACGCUCUUGAGGCGCUGGCUGCCCACACCAGCACCUCCACCUCAGCACCCCUCGCCCGUGUCCUCAACGAGAACUUUGCCGUCGCACGCGAGCGAAUUCUUGCCGGCUCGCCGCCCAAGCUUGUCAUUGCCGAGCUGCAGGCCAACCUCGCACGUGCUAAGAAAGACGUCGAGAAAGGCUUGAAAGCGUGGUACGCUGCGCUCGGCAACGUCGGCAAGAGUGUCGACAAGUCCUUUCCGCCGAACCUGUCAGCAAUCAGCGCAGCGUACGACGACCCCCCGCUGUUCGUCGACGCCGCCGCGUCCAAAGCUCUCGACAAUAUUGUGCUGGACAGCUUGGGACAGCGCGGACUAUGGGAUUCGGUCGAGGCGUUCGAGGAGGAAACAGACCUCCACUACGACCCCGAUAAGCGCGUGCUUAGCGAGGAGCUGUAUCGCAUUGUGCGCGACAUUGAAGCGGGAAACUUCUCGUCUGCCAUCCGGUGGGCUACCGAGAACAAGGACUUCCUUGCAGCCCCACCACACCCAUCCUCCCUCCCUUAUCACCUCCACCGUGCCGUCUUCCUCUCCAUCACGGACCGGAAGGAGGCGUUGGCGUACGCCAAUGCCCACCUGUUCGUGUACAUGUCCACGCAACCGGUCCUAUCGCUGGUGACGUCUUGUUUAUACGGUGUCGCCGACGACUCACCAUACGCCAACGACGCGGCACCGCUUGCGUCCAUGUUCACCACCGACUACUGCCGCCGGCACGGGUGGGCGCGUGAGGACCCGCUCGAGGUUGUUGUGGAUCUGGGGAGCCGCGGAGGUGCUCUCAACGCGAUUGAGAAGGCUCGCCGUGUCAUGGGCGAGCGGCUGGGCAACGUACGCAAGUGGGAGGAGCUCCCGAUGGAGGUCCCAUUGCCUGCAAGCCGCAGGUACCAUUCGGUGUUUGUGUGUCCUGUGUCCAAGGAGCAAGCUACCGACUCGAACCCACCUACCAUGUUGUCAUGUGGUCAUGUCGUCGCACGCGAGUCGUUCACCCGCAUGGUCAAGACUGGCAAGCGCUCGGCAAAGUGCCCAUAUUGCCCGCAGGAGACAUCCCUGACUUCGGCGCAGCGACUGUACUUUUAG
Cutaneotrichosporon cavernicola is the source of this 1140-nucleotide messenger RNA. RefSeq lists its product as uncharacterized. Gene Ontology annotation, biological process: proteasome-mediated ubiquitin-dependent protein catabolic process. Gene Ontology annotation, cellular component: nucleus; cytoplasm; GID complex. Bases 1 to 1140 code for a protein of 379 amino acids. Gene Ontology annotation, molecular function: ubiquitin protein ligase activity; protein binding. The record is from RefSeq and is a predicted model, not a curated record. Lineage: Eukaryota; Fungi; Basidiomycota; Tremellomycetes; Trichosporonales; Trichosporonaceae. The transcript is spliced from 3 exons.